AUGUCCGCCAACGACUACUACAGCAACGCCGGCGGCAGCGGCGGCUACCCUCAGCAGCAAUACGGCCAGCAGCAGCAAUACGGAGGCGGCUAUCCCCAGCAGCAAGGCUAUCCUCAGCAGCAGCAGUACGGCCAGCAGCAGCAAUACAACCAACAAUCCUACCCCCCUCAGCAGCAACAGCAACAACACUACGGCCAGCCCCAGUACGACAACAACCGCAGCGCCUCUCCCUACGGCCAGCCCCAGUACGACCAGCAGCAGCAGCAGCAGCACCAGUACCAGCAGCAGCAGUACGGCCAGCAGCAGCCCGGCUACGGCCAGUACGACCAGCACCAGCAGUACCCCGGCGCCGGCGGCGUCCCCGGCGCUGAAGACGGCGACCGCGGCCUCGGCGCGACCCUCAUCGGAGGCGGUGCCGCUGCCUUUGCCGCCAAGAAGGCCGGCGGUGGCCUCGUUGGCAGUGGUCUGGCCGCUGUGGGCGGUGCCAUUGCCGCAAACUUGAUCGAGAACGUGUUUGAGAAACGCAAGGAGAAGAAGGAGGCUGAGAACAUGGCCUACGGCGGCCAGAGCGGCCACCACCACCACCACCACCGUGACUAA
This is a messenger RNA of Trichoderma aggressivum f. europaeum, 600 nucleotides long. RefSeq lists its product as uncharacterized. Bases 1 to 600 code for a protein of 199 amino acids. The transcript has 3 exons. Lineage: Eukaryota; Fungi; Ascomycota; Sordariomycetes; Hypocreales; Hypocreaceae. The record is from RefSeq and is a predicted model, not a curated record.